GUGGGCUGGCGCGCGCCGCCAUGGUGCAAUAUAAAUCCGUGUCGACUUCCUCAAUCCCGUUUUGCAACUUUGCAAAAGUCAUAAGGCUUGUGCUGCAGCAGUUUCCUGACCCUCCACCAAAAUUUAACAAGAGUCGGUGAUGUCUUGGGACGACUAUAUCACAAAUUUGAUGUCUGGGGGAGAGAUGAAAGACGCCGCAAUCGUGGGGUGCGUGUCCGCAAGCGAGUCGGUGUGGGCGGCCCAUCCGACCGGACAAUUUAAAGCAAUCACGGCAGCAGAAAUUCGCCAGCUGGUGGGGAAGGACCGCAGCAGCUUCUUCAGUAACGGGGUCACACUGGGAGGCAUAAAGUGCACCGUGCUGAGGGACACACUGAAUGACGAGAACAGCAUGGACUUGCGGACCAAGGCGUCUGAGGCGGACACUCAGACCUGCAACAUCUCCGUGGGCAAGUCGAAUACAGCCCUAGUCAUUUUGAAAGGAAAUCAUGGUGUACAUGGUGGUACAGUGAACGUCAAAGCUUUCAACAUGGCAGAACACCUGAGGAAAAGUGGCUAUUGAUUCCCCACCUCCUGCCCCCCCCCCAUUUGCUGUCUAUAGAAUUGGACUGCAUUGCUUUCAACCAAAAACCCUUCCAGCCCC
Molecule: messenger RNA, 640 nt
Organism: Megalops cyprinoides (Indo-Pacific tarpon)
Lineage: Eukaryota; Metazoa; Chordata; Actinopteri; Elopiformes; Megalopidae
Product: profilin-1-like
Exons: 4
Coding region: 140-559 (139 amino acids)
Biological process (GO): regulation of actin filament polymerization; actin cytoskeleton organization; positive regulation of actin filament bundle assembly
Cellular component (GO): cytoplasm
Molecular function (GO): actin binding
Source: RefSeq, a predicted model, not a curated record